Messenger RNA from Hypanus sabinus (Atlantic stingray), 1245 nucleotides. RefSeq names its product NAD(P)(+)--arginine ADP-ribosyltransferase 2-like. The transcript has 4 exons. The record is from RefSeq and is a predicted model, not a curated record. Bases 373 to 1245 code for a protein of 290 amino acids. NCBI's taxonomy places the organism in Eukaryota, Metazoa, Chordata, Chondrichthyes, Myliobatiformes, Dasyatidae. Gene Ontology annotation, molecular function: NAD+ poly-ADP-ribosyltransferase activity; NAD+-protein-arginine ADP-ribosyltransferase activity.
GAGUGACGUAAUGGAUGAACGAAAAGCAUCCGCGAUUAUCACGCGGAAGGGGUCAGACUAAGGGCAGAAGUGAACCGUCCCGGGCUGGUGCGUGCAGGCCGAUGCCGAGAGAACUGUCCGGACCUGCGCCGCCGUCCCCGCUUGUCAGCGCGUCUGCACCGUGAGCUGAGCAACGACAGUCAGUCGCCUGCUCUGCAAACAGCUUUGAGAGUUGCAACAGUUCCCGCUUGUCAGCGCGCUGCACCGUGAGCUGAGCAACGACAGUCAGUCGCCUACUCUGGAAGCAACUUUGAGAAAGUUUCUGAGAGAGCCGAACUGAAGUCUCCACACAAACUCAUCAGUCGCUGGGACGAUUUCGUUAUUCCAGCGGGAAUGGAAACUAAACUCUUGUGUUCCUGGGUUCUGAUCCUUGGGAUUACACUCGGUCCAUCCUGUGGCGAGUCCCGCGAUGUGGGCCGCAGCACGGCCGCCGUUCCACUGGGAAUGCAGGAAAACAGCGCCUCCUACAUUUUCACCCAGAGCAAUGCCUCCGACCAGUUGGCCAUUGACUACCUCGAGGUGGAGCGAAAAAGGAAUCCAAAACUUAACGAAGUGUGGAAAUGUGCACUCGAACGCAUGGGAGGUAUCCGCCCGCCCGACGGGCUUCGGAGAGAACACCUGUUAGCCGUGUACGCCUACACUGACAGCAUAUGCAAUAACUUCCACAGUGACUUUAACAGUGCCGUGCGGAUGGAUGGAGCUGGCGAUUCAGUCUACGCAGCUAAAUUCCCAUUCAAGAGUGUCCAUUAUCUUCUUUCCGUUGCGCUCGCGAGACUGAGGGAGAUCGCGGGCAAGGCACCGGGCACCACUUAUAGGGGAAUGUCAAGACCGGUAAUACUUCCGAAAGAACCGAAAAUGAUAUUCGGCUCCUUCACAUCUUCGUCGCUCGACAGAAGUAUCGCCAAGAAGUACGGCAAUCAGACCUUCUUCGAGAUUAAAUCUCAGUUCGGUGUCGCAAUCCACGAGUAUUCGGGUAAACGCGAGGAAAAGGAGGUACUCAUCCCGCCCUUUGAAGAGUUUGAAAUCACCCGUUCCCUCAACAACAACGGAAAAGUCACUGUUUUCCUCAAGGGGGUGGGGAGUAAAGGGGUCGGGGUGAAAGUUGAGCGGGGGGCGGGCGGCGAGAUGCGAGUGGUUCGUAGCUCGGGGGCCACCUUUUCCGCCAGUUUGUGCCUGCUGGCGCUGCUGCUUCAUAUUUGCGCCUAA